AUGUCUCUUGCUAAUAUUGCUGUAGGGUUCCGAUUUAACCCUACAGAGGCUGAACUUGCUUGCCAUUAUCUUUACAACAAAGUCAUGGGUCUUCCUCUAUCUUGCCCUUACAUUGUUCAAGAUUAUGAUCUAUAUGGUCAUGAGGAGCCUUGGCAAAUAUGGGAAAAUUUUGGAGAAUACAAUAAUACUACUAGUGAUGAUGAGGAUGAUGAUGAAGUUGAGGCUGGUCCGUCCCCUCAGGAUGAUCUUUUCUUUUUCACAAAUUUGAGAAAGAUAAACCCUGGCAUGAAAUCCUCCAGAUUUGAUCGUGGUGUUGGGUCCAAUGGGGGCCGUUGGCAUGGUGACGAUGUUCAUUCAUUCCAUUCCGAAGGAAUUACUUGGAAUCGAAGGAGAUAUUGUUACAAGAAUCCCAAUAUAGGCACUCCUGAUGCUUCCUGGAUUAUGUUGGAGUAUUCCCUCGCUGAUUCUCUUAUGCAGAAUGUUCCUCAUUAUACUGUGCUCUGUCGAAUUCGGAAAAAGAGUAACACGAAUUGCAGUAGAAAGAGGAAAUCAAGCCAAUCUAGCUCUCAGCCUAAGCCUAAACGCCAGUCGAAGAAAUUGAACUCGAAAUUGAGGACACCUCCGAUUAAAGAAAAGAAACUGUUCAUGUGA
Molecule: messenger RNA, 651 nt
Organism: Populus nigra (black poplar)
Lineage: Eukaryota; Viridiplantae; Streptophyta; Magnoliopsida; Malpighiales; Salicaceae
Product: NAC domain-containing protein 101-like
Exons: 1
Coding region: 1-651 (216 amino acids)
Biological process (GO): regulation of DNA-templated transcription; system development
Molecular function (GO): DNA binding
Source: RefSeq, a predicted model, not a curated record